This is a messenger RNA of Chironomus riparius, 934 nucleotides long. The record is from the annotation of a GenBank genome assembly. Lineage: Eukaryota; Metazoa; Arthropoda; Insecta; Diptera; Chironomidae.
CUGUCCGAAUGCUGGCAAACUUGUUUGUGGUGUACCGAAUGUGCUUGUAUUGGAACCAAAAGCAGGUGGUGCGGAUGUAACUGUGGCUGCUUGAGUUCCGAAUGAAAAUCCAAAAGCGGCUAGAAUUAUUGUGCAUUUAACUCGUUAGAAAAUCAAUUAACAAAAGGAAAAUUUGAAUUAGCGUGAGAAACAAAAAAGUGUUGUUUACUGUUGUAUCUAGAUCCAAUUUUCGUUUAGUGAUAUGAAGUGAUUCAAGUAAGAGUUAGAGAACAGAUUUAUAAGCCUUGAUAUCUAGUGCUGUAUAUCAGUCAUAUUGCCAGUUAUUAAUCUUUAAUUAUUUCUAUUAUGAUAAUUAAAGCAGCUCCAAGUCAUCGAUUUAUUGCAUACAAAUAAGCAAAGAAGCUUUUGUGUACCUUUAUAGAAGAAGUUCCGCUGGUGAUCAAUUCUGAGAAUAGUCAGGAAUCUGAUCGAUCGGAAUUUGAAGGGAUUAUGUCUGUUGACAAAAUUAGGCACUUUUACAUUACCGUCUCAGUUACAUUAACGUCUGUUUUACUAUUAUUGAUUAUUUAUGGAUGUUGCAUUUAUAGAAAGAGAAGGCUUGAAGAUUUAAACAAAAGAAAUGAAGUUCUAGCAAGAAGGAGAUCUAGAGGAUUGGGUGAUGGACAGACUAAUUCUACUGAGAGGCAUUUACAUCAAAAAUUAAUUAAUUAACUGGAUGAUAUUUUAACCUAACAUCAUUUAUUUCCCGGAAAAAUAUUAUUUCUCUUAUUUACUCACGUUUGGCUGGUGUACUCGUACUUCCUAGUGCCGGUGCGCUUGUAUUACCAAAAUUGAACGACAUUUUAAAGGUCCUAUGCUUCUAUUAACACUAUAAUUCUUUAAAUUCUGUAAAUUUCAAAAUCAAAACAAACAAAAAAUGUUUUGCAAAUUGAGG